AUGACGCACCCGCCACCCGAGAGAGCACCAGCGAGCAAAAACGGUGCCAGGAGCUGUUCAACAUCUCCUUCCCUCUUUGGCAGGCCCACGAUCGGAGGGAAGUACUGCCUGGGGGAGAGGAAGCGCUACCGCUCCUGCAACACCGACGACUGCCCGCCGGGCUCGCAGGACUUCCGAGAGCUGCAGUGCGCCGAGUUCGACAACGUUCCCUUCCGAGGGAAGUACUACACCUGGAAAACCUACCGGGGAGGGGGUGUCAAAGCCUGUUCCCUCAACUGCCUGGCCGAGGGCUUCAACUUCUACACGGAGCGGGCGGCGGCCGUGGUGGACGGGACCCCGUGCAGGCAGGACUCCAACGACAUCUGUGUCAACGGGGAGUGCAAGCACGUGGGCUGUGACCGGGUGCUGGGCUCCGACUCCAAGGAGGACAAGUGCCGGGUGUGCGGGGGAGACGGCAGCUCCUGCGAGACCAUCGAGGGCGUCUUCAACCACUCCCUGCCCGAGGGAGGUUACGAGGAGGUGAUCCAGAUCCCCAAGGGUUCCGUCCACAUCGACAUCCGGGAGCUGAACCUCUCCAUCAACUACCUGGCGCUGCGAGGGGAGAGCGGUGAAUAUUUCAUCAACGGGAAGCUCUCCAUCGAUCCCCCCCGGCGCUUCGACAUCGCCGGCACCACCUUCCACUACAGGAGGUCCCCUGAGGAGCCCGAGUCCCUGGAGGCUUUGGGACCCACCAACAUCACCCUCUUUGUCAUGGUGCUGGUGCGGACGGAGCCGCAGGGGAUCUGCUACAAGUUCAACGCUCCCGUGGGCAGGGACGGCUCCAGCCAGUACUCCUGGCACUACACCCCAUGGACCAAGUGCUCCGUGCUGUGUGCAGGGGGCAGCCAGAUCCAGUCUGUGGUGUGCAGGAAGCUCUCCGAUGGCUCAACCGUCCCCAACCACUUCUGCAGCGCUGACACCAAAGUGCCCGAGCGGCAGAGGAGCUGCAACACCGAGCCCUGUCCCCCGGCCUGGGCCAUUGGGAACUGGUCCGAGUGCAGCCGGAGCUGCAACGAGGGCGUCCGGACCCGCAGCGUCUUCUGCAAGAGGAAGAUCUCUGCCAACGAGGAGAAAACCCUGGAUGAUGCCUCCUGCUCCCAGCCACGGCCAAAGAUGCUGGAGCCCUGCAACAACCAAACGUGUCCUCCAGAGUGGGUGGCCCUGGACUGGUCAGAGUGCACCCCCAGCUGCGGGCCCGGCUUCCGCCACCGCAUCGUCCUGUGCAAGAGCGGCGACCACAGCGUGACCCUGCCCACCUCCCAGUGCCACGAGGCCGCCAAGCCCCCCACCAGCAUGAGGUGCAACCUGCGGCGCUGCCCCCCGCCCCGCUGGGUCACCGGCAAGUGGGGAGAGUGCUCUGCCCAGUGUGGCCUCGGGCAGCAGAGAAGAUCCGUCCAGUGCCUGGCCCACACCGGGCAGCCGUCCGUGGACUGCGUGGAGGCCCUGCAGCCCCCCGGGAUGCAGCAGUGCGAGACCAAGUGUGAAUCGGGGCCCACGGACAACCCUGAAGAGUGCAAGGAUGUGAACAAGGUGGCCUACUGCCCGCUCGUCCUCAAGUUCAAGUUCUGCAGCCGGACCUACUUCCGACAGAUGUGCUGUAAAACCUGCCAGGGGCACUAGGACACAGCGGGACACAGCGGGACCCCCCGUGGCAAAACUGGAAGGGCCAAAGCUGCGGCGGGGGGCUGCCGAGCCGGGCCCUCCCUGCCCGCCCUGGGAAUCUCCCCCGGCUCCCAAAGGCUCCGGUCACGCUUCCAGCGGGAGCCGGCGUCCCCCAAACCCGUCCCCCACAGAGCCCCUGGGCCCCCGAGCUUCCCCGUGGCAGGUUCCCAGUUAAACCACUGCAGCCCCAGCUGGAUGAGCGCUGGGGGAGCUGGGCAGAGCAGGGACUUUACUUGAAAUUCUGAUGUUGUUAUUUAUUAGUAGCGGAGCCGGCUCCCGCAGGGGCCACUGAGGGGAGCGGCACCGCUGGCCCAGCUCCUGCCCGAUCCUGCUCCGUGUCCCCAGGGCACCGUCACGGGGCUGGAGUCCUUCCCCCGGGAUCCCAGGGGACACGGGGAGGAGGCUCCAGGUGCCUCGGGGUGGGGGGGCAGCGCGGCUGGUGGCUCCUGGGCGAUGGAUGAAGAGGAGCCGCUGUGGGGAGUGGGGCUGGAGCAGGGGUUUUGCCUCCUUGGUUUGCACCCUGUCACCUCGGGACUGGCAGCAGGGGACAGGGAGCAGGUGACCCCGUGAGCAGAGGGUGACACCGGCUUAACUGGGACAGGGGCUUCUCCAAACUCCCGCAGCUCGGGUUGGGGCGUUCCCCUUGCUGUCCUUGUCGCUUUCAGGACCAGUUUUUACCCCUUGAAGCAGGAGCUGAGGUGGGGGCAGAGGCGUGCUCGGGGUUGCAGUCACUCCGUGGGGCUGUGCCAGGCUCAGGGAGCGAGGCAGAGGAGGACGCAGACCACCGCCGCAGCGUCCCCGCCCAGACACCGCCUCAGCCUCCGCAGCCGCCUCACUUCCAAAGGUGCUUGACUUCCAAAGGUGCUUCGCCUCCCAAAGGUGCUUCACCUCCCAAAGCAGCCUGGCCACGAGUGGCCAGUGUCACCCUCUCCUCUGCCCACGGGAGGCCUCCAGCGAUGGGAAAAGCGCAGGCUUGACAUUCCUCCAGGUCACCUCGUGGCCAAACCUGGGCCAGUUCCCCCGCGGGCAGCCGGCGGGGGAGCCCCGACUUCGACUCUCCAAAGCAUGUGCCUUUUGUUAGCGUUGUAAUUGUUAUCGUUACGAUUAUUUUCAGGCCUUUCCGCGUCCCAGCGAUGGGAAACCUUUGUCCAAAGGCGUGUUUUGUCGCCCUGGGGCCGUCCCCAGGGUGCAGGGAGGGGACAGCCCCCUUCCCCCAGAGCAAAGCCCCCGUGUGUUCCUCUCCCAGCUGUGUUGUUGUGUCCGCCUGCUCCUCAGCCGAUCGCAGCUUCUCUGGUGCUCAGCAAACCUCGUCUCUCUUCCUUCCUGGUGCCAUUGCUCCGUUCUGACGUUUCUGGGUGAGGGGAGGGGGUGUUUUCACCAUUUUUAUAUCGAUAUAUAUCUACUGACCAAUGUUUAACAUACUAACUCUGAGGAGGAGCGACCUAACGGCAUGAAUUAUAAUAAAGGAGUAGCUACGA
Hirundo rustica (Barn swallow) is the source of this 3179-nucleotide messenger RNA. RefSeq names its product A disintegrin and metalloproteinase with thrombospondin motifs 10. The transcript is spliced from 13 exons. Gene Ontology annotation, biological process: extracellular matrix organization. The coding region runs from base 1 to 1659 and encodes 552 amino acids. Gene Ontology annotation, cellular component: extracellular matrix. NCBI's taxonomy places the organism in Eukaryota, Metazoa, Chordata, Aves, Passeriformes, Hirundinidae. The record is from RefSeq and is a predicted model, not a curated record. Gene Ontology annotation, molecular function: metalloendopeptidase activity.